AUGCUCCCUACGCCCUCAACUUCUCACGUUUCCUAUGACACCGUUUACGAACCGGCCGAAGACUCGUAUUUAUUCCUCGACACGUUGUCUUCGGCCAAGGAGUCGGCAUGGCUGCAUCGGCGCUUUGAAUGCGAACCGUCCCCUCCCACGGAUAGGGCUGCUUCAGACGCAGGUACAGAGACAGGCGCAAAUGUCGAUGCCGAUGCCGAUGUGCAUCUCAAUGAAAUUGAAGACCGGAAUUUGAUUCCACUUCUUCUCGAGCUUGGCCCAGGCUCAGGUGUGAUCGUCGCAUUCCUAAGUGUGCAUGCACGUGAGAUCUUCGGCACAGACGUCCUCGGGCUCAGCGUCGACGUGAAUCUGCAUGCGUGCAUUGCGACUGCGACGACGGUGCAGAAGGCCUUGGUGGAAAAGCGGGAGAGAAACGCUGAGUCCGAGUCUGCGGUGGCACAGACACCGACGCGGUCCAAGUCGGAGGGAGAUGGCUUUCAAAAUCCAAGUCUAAAUCCAAAUCCUGCCCAGUGCGGUGGAAGUGGGAGUGGGAAUGGGAGUGGAAGUAUCUACCUGUCUUCCCUACUCGGAGACCUUGCGGCGCCACUGAGAGCAGGCGAAGUCGACGUACUUGUCUUCAAUCCGCCCUAUGUGCCGACAGAGUCUGUCCCGGCGCACGACGCAGACAUUGGUGUUGAUAUUGGCAACGCGAAGGAGAAGCCGACGUUCGCCGAAUCCUCGCAUCUCCUCGAACUCUCAUAUGCGGGCGGGCAAGAUGGCAUGCAAGUCACGAGCCGGCUUCUCAACGCGUUACCGACGCUGCUGAGCACGAAGGGCGUGGCAUAUGUGUUGUUUUGUCGUGGUAAUAGGCCGGAGGAAGUAAAGAGCUGGAUUAGAGGUUGGGACGGAGCGAACGAUGGAAGGUGGGUGUGGUGUGCGGAAACGGUCGGGACGAGUGGGAGGACGGCAGGUUGGGAGAAACUGGAAAUUGUGAGGAUAUGGAGGGAAUGGAAAGAAGAGCCAAAAAGCAAAAGCGAGAGUAGGAAGAUGUGA
This is a messenger RNA of Rhinocladiella mackenziei CBS 650.93, 1041 nucleotides long. RefSeq lists its product as uncharacterized. Gene Ontology annotation, molecular function: S-adenosylmethionine-dependent methyltransferase activity; protein methyltransferase activity; nucleic acid binding. Bases 1 to 1041 code for a protein of 346 amino acids. The record is from RefSeq and is a predicted model, not a curated record. NCBI's taxonomy places the organism in Eukaryota, Fungi, Ascomycota, Eurotiomycetes, Chaetothyriales, Herpotrichiellaceae. Gene Ontology annotation, cellular component: eRF1 methyltransferase complex. The transcript has a single exon. Gene Ontology annotation, biological process: methylation.